This is a messenger RNA of Aspergillus aculeatus ATCC 16872, 819 nucleotides long. RefSeq lists its product as uncharacterized. The transcript is spliced from 3 exons. Lineage: Eukaryota; Fungi; Ascomycota; Eurotiomycetes; Eurotiales; Aspergillaceae. Bases 1 to 819 code for a protein of 272 amino acids. Gene Ontology annotation, molecular function: protein binding. The record is from RefSeq and is a predicted model, not a curated record.
AUGUCAAAAGACGGGAAGAGGGCAAGCGCCAGCGACAGCGAAGACGAAGAGGACGUCUUCCAUGACGCCCGCUUCCCCGCCGACGAGGAGACGAAACUCCUUGAAGAAUCCCGCUCCCUCAAAGCCGAAGCCAACCAGCUCUUCACAGCCGCCAGCUACGACGAAGCUAUCACCUGCUACGACCGCGCCCUGGCCUCCUGCCCCAACUACCUGGACUACGAAGUCGCCGUGCUGCGCAGCAACAUGGCCGCCUGCUACCUGAAGCUGGAGGACUGGAAGGCUUCCGUGGACGCGGCGACGGCGUGUCUCGAUCGGCUGGACAAAGUGCUUCCCCCAACGACGGGUACAAGCACGGAGGCAACGAGUCGGGAAGGCAAUAGUCCCCGAACAGAGGAAGCCGUCGUGGAGAUCACCGGGGACGACCAGGAGGCAGAGGAGGCCCAGCUCCAGCGGCUGCAGCAGCGGGACCAGACGAAGCGCGACGUGCUGCGGAUCCGCGCGAAGGCGCUGAUGCGCCGCGCGCGCGCCCGGAUGCAGCUGGGCGGGUGGGCCAACCUGCAAGGCGCCGAGGAGGACUACAAGGCACUGGCGGCCAUGGAUAACCUCCCCCCGGACGACAGGCGCGUGGUGCAGAAGGGUUUGCGGGAGCUGCCGGACCGGAUCGCCCAGGCCCGCGAGAAGGAUAUGGCCGAGAUGAUGGGCAAGCUGAAAGAUCUGGGAAAUGGGAUCCUGAAGCCCUUUGGUCUUUCCACCGAGAAUUUCAAAUUCGUUCAGGACCCCAAGACGGGCGGGUACAGCAUGAACUUCCAGUCUGGUUGA